Messenger RNA from Rhipicephalus sanguineus (brown dog tick), 1024 nucleotides. Its product is annotated as ER membrane protein complex subunit 2. NCBI's taxonomy places the organism in Eukaryota, Metazoa, Arthropoda, Arachnida, Ixodida, Ixodidae. Gene Ontology annotation, biological process: protein folding in endoplasmic reticulum. Gene Ontology annotation, molecular function: protein binding. Gene Ontology annotation, cellular component: EMC complex. The coding region runs from base 65 to 943 and encodes 292 amino acids. The record is from RefSeq and is a predicted model, not a curated record. The transcript has 8 exons.
CUCUACACCGUCACUCUUGUAUAAACUCUUCCCCUCUAUCUCUCUCUUUCUUUAUUAAUUAAAAAUGGCUGCUGGCAUCACCGACUUGCAGCGCAUGAGCUGGGAAGAUGCACGGGAAACACUGCGGCAGUGGAGAGAAGAGAAUGACCGAAGGUCGGAAGAGACAGUCGAGCUGUGGCACAGCGUGAUCGCCAAGAAUAUCAAGAAACUAGGAGACGAAAAAUGGGUCGUCUACGAGCAAGUGUGCAUAGCGGCUUUGGACUGUCACGAAAUGCGGCUCGCAAAGGAAUGCCUGAACAAACUGGACGAAGAGUUUCCUGGCAGCUUACGAGUGAAGAAGCUGGAAGCGAUGCAGCUAGAAGCACUUGAAAAGUACGAUGAGGCGUUUACGCAGUACGAAGCACUCUUGGCUCAGGACGAGGCAAACUCUGCAGUGCACAAACGGCGAGUGGCGGUGCUGCUGUCACAGCAGAUGGUCGGGGAAGCGGUAAAAGAACUGAGUGACUACCUGCGCCGAUUCAUGGGAGACCAGGAGGCCUGGCUGCAGCUGUGCGGCCUGUACCUGCGAGAGCAGGACCUCGCCCGUGCCGCCUUCUGCCUUGAGGAGCUCAUCCUGUGCAAUCCUCACAACCACCUCUACUACCAGCGCUACGCGGAGAUUCAGUACACAAUAGGCAACAUGGAGACAAUGGAGUUGGCGAGAUCUUACUUUGCACAAGCAGUCAAGCUGAACCCAAACAACAUCCGGGCACUCUACGGACUUUUCUUGGCUGCCAGUCACAUUGGCUCUCACCCCAAGAGUUCUGUACAGAAGAAGAAGGACAACCAGCGAUACGCAGCUUGGGCAUCUCAACAGAUAACGAAAAAGUACCAAGAGAAACAAUGUGAAGACUCCCAAGUGAAGUUGCUAGAAGGCAUGCUGAACACUCUACAAAUCAACUGAGGACCUUUCCUGUGACCCACACGCCUGCUUACUUCUUGUAAACCUUGUAUUUAUACGGAGAAGAAAAAAAAAAGAUUAUAU